GCGGCGCGGCGCGGCACUCACGUCCCGACCGGCCCGGCGACCGCGCGUCCUGCUCCGCUUGCGUCCCGUACUUACCCGGCCUUCCGCGAACCCGGAUAAUGGCCCGAUAACUAGCUAAUUGAUCACGCAGUUCGUCGCGAGUGCAGUGUCACGGUGAUGGCUGAGAACCGCGCGCUCAUACCGGAGCCCGUUACCAUGUAUACCCAAACCGAAUCGUUGAAUGAAGUGAAAGACUUGUCGAAAAAUUUAGUGAGUGGAGAUUUUGAGAGGCAGUACCGCGCGGGGAUGAUGGAGAAGGGCGGCAGACGUCGACCGGCGCUGGCGGUGCUGGGCGCAGCGGUGUGUGCGCUGGCCGUGUGGCUGUUGGUGCUGACGCUGUUGAGGGAGGUGCAGCUGGCGCGGCUGCGGCACCAGGUUGACGAGCUUAGCGCUAACAUGAUUGCUCUCACCGCUAACGUCAAAUCCCUCAACCAAAAGGUUGCCAACAACAGGGUUAUCAACGUUGAAGACACGAUAUACGCUGACGAAGUUGAAGACCCGAUGAUGUCUAGCAGAAGUUCCACCUCCAAGAAGGACGACACCUCUUUGGAGAAGCUGGAAGACCUGACGGUUCUUGAAGACGACAUUGACCUUCCUGAUGAUGAAGACAUGUAUGAUGAAGAUGACGACAUCGAGAGUGGGGACUGGUAUCUCGAUUAUGACAAGAGGAGGCCUAAGGACGGUACCACGAACAUGGUGCGACUGAAGCCGGAAGACUUCUCGGAGGCGGUGCUGACCUUGGAGAAGGAGAAACAUGGCCUGCACAACACCAUCUCUGAGCUGAAGCGGCUGCUUAACGAGAACCCGGAGAACCCUAACAUUGGUCUACCAGCCUUAGCCACGUCGGAGUCUCCAGACAACACGAGGAGCAAGCGCAGCGUGUUCCCAGAUUCGAGCCCCGAGACUGUCGACCAGUAUGCUGCUCCCAAAUCCGUCUCCAAGACUGACGAGAGGAGGAAGACGAAGAAAUUCGCGCCGCCAGAGCCUUCCAGCAAGGUGGCCCUGCACUCCGUCAUCAGGACUGUUAGGAGUGAUGAGGAGGGGGUACGGCGACCGUUCGUAGCAGCACACUUCCACGGCAACACGUCUCACCUCAGUACUGAAACCCACGAGCAUUACAAGGGUAACGGCCUUUUGAAGGUGGCCCACGGCGCUCCUCACGACGUGUGGUACCCCUCCCCCUGGACCAUCGCCUCCCCGCACCCCCGCCCCACCCUCACAAGGAACGGGCACGUCCACGUCCACCACACUGGAGUCUAUCUGGUCUACGUUCAGAUCUACUACCUGGACUCGCACGACGUGAUCUCCUGGGUACUCCACAGGACGAACCCAGACCUGGAUGGUCGUGAAACACUUCUCCAAUGCGCCCAAUCCGCUCACUCCCCAGAGCCUAUGGACAAACCCAACUCUUGCUUCUCAGCCGCUGCUCUUUUCCUCAAAGCUGGUGACAGACUGGCUGUCAGGAAUACUGGAGGGGAUAGACAUUCUCUCAUGCAACCUGAGAAGAGCUUCAUCGGUCUGGUGAAACUAGCUGAUGCGGAAGACCCUGAUGAAUAUUAAUUGUGCUCGUACCUUUUAGGUUAGGUUCUUAGUAUUGUGGGUUAAAGUGUCUACAGACUUUCGAAUAAAGUUGGUGUGUGCGAUGUCACAGCCCGGACACUGCGUAACAAAGAAAUGUUCUUACCCUGCGAUUUAGAAUAAAGUGAGACCUAGCGGGGGUGAGGUAAAUCUAGCGAAGCGCUGAUACGAAUUUGCGCGGGGGGACAGUGUCCCUUCUAUACGUAUUAUUGUUCAUUCUAUGGAGGUGUUAAGAAAUUGUAACAUUUAUUAUAUGAAAUCACCAAAGUCUAUCCAUAUACGUAAUACAAUGUUUUUGUUCGAAAGUGUGUAGAUGACUUAUUUCCUAUUUUAGCAGAUUUUGAGCGUGGAUCAUUAACUAACAAAAAGUAAAACAGUUAAGUAACUGAUUUAUACAGUUAACAAUUAAAUUAACAAGUAAUUUGAUUUAUCACUGUUUUGAAAGCAUUAAGUAAAUAACAGUACACUUUAUGCAAUUUACUCAAGUUCCAUCGAUCAAAAUCUGUUGGAAUUACUCCGUUUUAAAAUUAAAUUCUUAAAAGAUCGGUGUUAUAUUUAAGAAAAGUUAAUUUAAGAUAUCUGGGACUUGAACGCCUCCCACCAUAAAGUCGCAAUGAAGCCUGUAAGUACAUAAAUAGGAAUUUAAAUAAUUAACGUGAAAUGAAAAUAGUUUUUUUACUAAUUAUUAUAUAAUUUAAGCUUUCGACAAGGGCAGUCGCUCUUUUUGACAACUUAUAAAAUGUGCGAUUAAUCGAAAUUCCUUUCUUUUUUUAAUUCAUAAUUUAAUUUCAUUUGACAGAAAAAUAUGCAAACGUAAUUGCUUAUUGAUUCUCUGUGAAUAAAGAACUCAAUACGUAAGAUACACAAAAAAUAUUUUUACAUCAAAAAAGAAAACAGACGGACAGACGGACGGACAACAAAAUGAUCAUAUAAGCGUUCCGUUUUUCCUUUUGAGGCUCAGAAUCCUAAAAAUACAUUAUUUUUCUUUUUUUGCCCUUAAAAAAUGUAAUUUGAUCAAAAAAUCUUUAGAUUUAACUUGCCUUGGUGGAAAUAAAUAUUUUGAUAGUGAUAUUCUUGUUAAUACUAUUUAGUCAACAAGUGCCAUUUUGACGGUUUUAGGUAGAAUGUACUAAUUAAUGUAAUAAAAACUAAACAUAGGUACGCAAAUACAGAUACAGACAAAGAAUUUGAUUCCUUUGCAACGAUUUUAUUGAAUGUAUAUUUCUAAAUAUAAAGGACAAAAAAAGUCACUGUAGCGACAUUCGAGAGAUUUUUCCAGUUUUAAGUAUGUUGUUAUUGUUCAAUGAAUCCGACGCUUAAAAAAUAAGUAUAAUGGAAUAAAAAAAAACUCUUAUCGCGUUUUUAUUUUAACUAAACGUCAGAUUCUUUUUAAGGGGCUUAAUUCCUUUACGCUUGUUAAAACGUUUUCAGAAUAAUACUCAUCAUAACGAAUUAUUCGUCUUCAUUUUAUUUUAAAUCAAUGUUAUUGGAUAUUGGCCUAACGUGUUCUAUUAAAAACUUUAAAUAACCGGAAUUUUAUUUAAAAAAAUGUGCUCUAAAAAGAACCUUGUCAUGUUCGGAUUUUAAAAUAGAUCUGUCAAGCCAAUGAUAUUACUUUGUAAGUACCUACUAACGACAAAAAUUAUGUCAAAUGUAAUUGUAAUUUAUUAUUAGGUGUAAAGAUGUAAGAUUAUACAUUAUCUGUAACAAUUAUUGUCGAUAUUGAUGUUUUGUAUUUUGUAAUUACAAAUAAAUAAUCAUAAAUCAUGA
Molecule: messenger RNA, 3387 nt
Organism: Pectinophora gossypiella (pink bollworm)
Lineage: Eukaryota; Metazoa; Arthropoda; Insecta; Lepidoptera; Gelechiidae
Gene: egr
Product: protein eiger
Exons: 8
Coding region: 157-1599 (480 amino acids)
Biological process (GO): immune response
Cellular component (GO): membrane
Molecular function (GO): tumor necrosis factor receptor binding; receptor ligand activity
Source: RefSeq, a predicted model, not a curated record